AUGCUUGCUGGUCUGGUGCUGCUUUCUCAUCAUUGGAAAGUCGUCUCUCUCCAUUGCCGGUCCAGUGCCAUCCGAGGAAAGCGGUGCAGGACCGUUGAGUAUCUAUCGGAUGAGGAGCGACCCCCUGAGGUCGCUCCAGAUGCUGCAGACACCACUGAGGCUGAAGCAUCCACAGUGCAGCUGCGGCGACCCGGCCGUGCGCGAGCCUCCCAGGCCAGGACCAUCGACAGCCUGUCCGAUGACGAUCAGACUGAUGGCUUGGCACGACGAUCGAGCGAUGCCGCAGCAGAUGCUCCAGACGCGGCUGAAGCAUCCACAUUGCAGGUGCGGCGGCCAGGCCCUACAGGACUCUCCGAGGGACGACAGUCAGGCAUUGGCCUGAGAUCCAGACUACAACGGGUGGCACCAGCUGCCCACUUGUUGCAGUCGAGGCUCGUACAGCUGACGAAGCGCCGCUGCAAAUGCAGAGGCCAGACAUGUCUUCAGAAGCUUGCCGGCAACGUUGCUGGCCUCAAGAAGCUACGCCAAGAGCUCCGAUCUCUUGACAAGAGAGAUGCUGAUGUGCGGAUUCAUGCAAUGUUGACGGCAUCUGCUACGCUGUCGCUGUCGGUGUUGCAGGUUCCGGUCUGCCAGAUGGCUUUCAGAAUGUUGCUGGGAAUUGGCACGGCCCGCUUCCGGAAGCUCAGGCUUGCAGCUGCUGCACAAAAGCCCGCUCCGCUAGAUGGCCGCUUCGGGCAUCGCCUGUUCUUGACGAGGAACAAAGGCAGCAAGGCGAAGCGUGAAGUGGUUGUGCAGUUUCUCCAAGAGCUGUAUGAGACUGCUGCUGAACCACUGCCCAAUGUUCAUGGCAAGCCUCCGGAGGAAGCAGCUGCACUCACGGCAGCUGCAAGGUUCGAGGAUCGUCGCCCGGAGGGCCGUCAGUUCAUGGCUUUUCGGCGCCACCGCGGCCGCCGGCCUCGAGAGAUGCGAGAGAUGCGCUGCCUCCCGCCAGGGACCUUCACCGACUAUUUGAAUCUGCUGAAUGCUCGGCUGAAUGCUGGGGAGAUCAAAGGGCACGAGAACGUUCAGAAGAUCAGCCUCAAGUUGUUCAACAAGGUUUGGUCCCAGUCGUUCCACAAGCUGCUGUCGAUCCGUGAAUAUUCUCAGCACUCCAAGUGCGCCAGCUGCAUGAGACACAAGCUGAUUGUGUCCAGGCUGGGCAACGAUUGGAAGGCGCGCCAGGCGCAGAUGAUCGCAUACGGCUCCCACCUUCGUCGUCAAUACGAAGACAGGGUUCAGUAUUGGGCCACACGGGCUCAAAGCCGGAUCCGUGCUCUGAGCGUGCGACAAUUGAGGACCAUCUGCAUCAUUGUCGACUCCAUCGACCACUCCAAACUGCGCUGGCCCCGCAGCCUGGUGCUGCAGAGUAAGGACUUCGCUUCGUUCGUCAGACCGCACCUCACGUGCACAGGUGUAAUAUGCCACGGAUACUCCGCUUUACUCUGUAUCAGUGAAGGGCACGUGAGCGCCGACAGCUCUCGCACAACCGAGAUCAUCAUGCACACCCUACAAAGACUGCAGCGCGACAUGGUGGAUCUUCGGGCGUGCCAGCUGGUCAUCCAGUCUGACAACUGCUCGAAGGAGGGCAAAAACAAUACCCUCCUCCGAGCAUUAUCGGGGUUAGUCUCCUCGCGCCGCUUGGGCAGGUGUGAACUUCGCUAUUUAGAAAGCGGACACUCUCACGAGGACGUCGACGCUUGGUUUGGCUUGUUGGCAGGAUUCAUAGAGCAGCACCAGGAGGUUGAUUCUCCAGAAGCUUUCGUGGACCUUCUCAAUGCUUUCUUGCAUGCGCAGCCGCGCCCGCACGAGCAGGAUCGAGCGGUGGUGAAGUUAGACCAGGUCAGAAACUGGUCCUUCGGUCUGGAUGUGGCAUUGAAAAUGAUGGUUUGA
Messenger RNA from Symbiodinium sp. CCMP2592, 1929 nucleotides. The record is from the annotation of a GenBank genome assembly. NCBI's taxonomy places the organism in Eukaryota, Dinophyceae, Suessiales, Symbiodiniaceae.